GUCCCUUGAGCUUAGUGCAAAACAAGUGACACCGCGAAUGUUGUCAACGUCGCUAUCUGCGCAAUCGGGAGGCCAAGGCGCUUCCUUGCAUUCAGCGCGUCAACCUACCGCGUUGACGCCUGUGGUCACUCGAAAGGAUGGGCGACAGCUAGCACUGUUGGGGCCGCUGAAGCUUCCACGGCAGACAUAUAGAAUGACGCAAAGGAAAGUGCAAGCUGUCCCCAGCAGAACCGCAAGAAGGAGC
Molecule: messenger RNA, 244 nt
Organism: Mycena citricolor
Lineage: Eukaryota; Fungi; Basidiomycota; Agaricomycetes; Agaricales; Mycenaceae
Source: the annotation of a GenBank genome assembly